Molecule: messenger RNA, 2835 nt
Organism: Lingula anatina
Lineage: Eukaryota; Metazoa; Brachiopoda; Lingulata; Lingulida; Lingulidae
Product: histamine H1 receptor
Biological process (GO): positive regulation of MAPK cascade; adenylate cyclase-activating adrenergic receptor signaling pathway
Cellular component (GO): plasma membrane
Molecular function (GO): G protein-coupled acetylcholine receptor activity
Source: RefSeq, a predicted model, not a curated record
AGCGGAGAAGAAGCAUGCGAACGAUUUCUCCUCUUGCAGCUGGUGCGCCACGAGUUCAGUUCAGAUUUCUAAGAAAUCGGUGGACAUUCGGGAGUUGAGAAGGCCUAAUUAAACAUUAGAUUGGCUAAUUUGGACUACUUGGAAUUAUUGAUAAGGCUUGUUAAGGAGUCCAAACAGUGGUUAACACGUAAGAUUGGGUUCUAGGAGGGCUGUUAUGAUAACUGUGAUAUAUUUGUCUUGAGAGCUUAGUAGCAAGCCAGUGUAGUUGACAUACGACUGAUAAAUGGGGUAGUUACCGACUGAACACGGUCGCACUGAUAUUAAUUCCCCUUUGAAAUGAAGACAGAGAAACCUGAAUUCUUGGAUCCACUAACGCACAACUCGCACGGGGAGCGGAAAACAGUAACGACGCUCCGCCGACGGCGCAUUCCUUAAAAGCGGCACCAAUCGCGAUCACAUUGGAACGUCGCUUUUCAAUUUUCGGCUACUGCCCUUAGGCACGGCCACAUACAGCACCAUGGCUAACUGUUCAGCAAAUGUCACCUGCUACGUGGACUUGACACCGGACUUUGGCUUAAUGCUUAGGAGCGUCACCUUAGGCAUGGUCCUGUUUACCCUUUGCCUUUUUACCGCCAUUGGCAAUGCAGGAGUACUGUACGCAGUAAAAACGGAAAGGCGACUUCAAACAGUGAGCAACAUGUUCAUAGUGAGCCUGGCGGUAUCAGACCUGAUAGUGGGAGCGAUCGUCAUGCCCAUCAGCGCCACCUAUAUUCUAACAGAAGACUGGUACAUGGGAGAGUACGUGUGUAAGACAUGGCUGGCCAUCGACUACACGGCCAGCACGGCGUCCAUCUUUAACAUUUUCAUACUGAGUCUUGACCGUUAUUGGUCAGUGACGACCCCACUUAAGUACUUGCGUAAAAGAACAAAAAAGAGGGCCUCCAUCAUGAUAUGCACUGCAUGGGGUCUGUCAAUGUUUUGGAUUUUUCCAAUAUUCGGGUGGCACUAUGUCGUAAACGACGGGAAGAAACAUAUACCCGACAACGUAUGUGAUACGGAGUUCGCUUCGAACGCUGUGCUCAAAGGUACAAGUGCAAUUAUCAAUUACUAUCUACCCUUAACCGUGAUGUACGUUAUGUACGGUCAGAUCUAUAGCACUAUUAGGCAAAGGUACAAACUUGAGGUUGGCCGAGCCAAUGUUCCAAAGUACCUCACGCAACGGUUGAAUAAAAGGGGCAAAAUAGAAAGCUCUGUCUCUGACGUGAACGAGGCCAGCCAUCUCACUAAUAGUUCUUGUGGUGGAGCCAACCACGAGACUUAUUCAGUAAAAUUCACCAGUCGCAACGGGACAGUUCACUACUUCAGCGGGCCGACAAGGUCUGGUAGUAAAAACGGUUACGGAACGACCCGAACUCGAUCUUCGCCGCUUGUCAAUGAACAUAAGCCACUACGCCGCCUUGUUAACGGGAAUAGGUCAUCUCCAGAAAUGUUCACCGAAAAGGAGUCAGAUUGCUCCACAUACAGUUCAAUCCCAGAAAAAUCUACCAUACAUGUGCAUGUAGAUAAUUACGCGCCGGUUCUGGAAUCGGUUUCCAGUUGCUCAUCAUCGGUAAGCGGGAAACAGGGAAUAACGGCGGCCAAACGGCAAAGGCGCGGCUCGAGUCCUUUCGUACACCAGAACGUCUCUAUCACUCGUUCCGCCUCCUGGAGCGGACCAUUUCAUCAGGUGCGUGGGUCUAGCCAACACCACCACCAACGCAAUGCCAGUAAUAAAAUAGAUAGCCCAAAGACGUCCACUUCCUCCGGUGAAACCAUUCACAAGGAUGCUUCACCGAAACCCAUUCUCAAAUCCGCCUCGAACAAAGUGAAGCAUUCAGCGUUUAUUCAGCGGGAGUUGAAAGCAGCGCGCCAGCUCGGAGUCAUCAUGGGCGCUUUCACCGUCUGCUUUCUGCCGUAUUUCAUCCUGUUUCUCGUGGUGGCUGUUUGUCAAAACUGUAUCGAACCCGGCGUCCUGAUUGCUAUGACGUGGGUGGGAUACCUGAACUCCAUGUUUAACCCGCUACUGUACGCUCUCUGCAAUGACAACUUUAAGUGGAAGUUCAAAAAGAUGCUAAACAUGAACAACACGACUAUUGUUAGGUCGAACAGUUUACAGAGUCGUAUCACUGGGAGACGUAGUGUUAGCGGCAAAGACAGGGAGAAAAUACAUACUUGGCAUUAUAAGGUUAAGUCAGUUGAACUCACUCACCUAAAACCAUGUCUGUAACCAGUUACUUAUUUAUGCGAUCUUGUUUUUAAUGAUUUUUAAAAAUCAAAAUGUGUUAUACAAAAAGAUAAAUAGCUAAUCGGAUAUUUCGAUUGCGCUUGGAUGUCCCGGAUCAAUAAUGCGAGGAUUGUGUUAGCGGCGAUUGUGUUAGCGAUGAUCACGCCCGACUAUAGCUAUUUGGUCAACUUGGGUUGUUGUGCUUAGAUGAACAGGAUGAGCCCAUUCUCCGAUAGUGUGUUACACAUAAGGAUUUUUUUAAAUCAUUUUCUAGUGUAAGAAUGCUUAUGGACCAAACUUCAGUUUGGACACGCAACACGAGUUAUGAACCGAAAAAUGGAACAGAAUCCGACAAUGCACUUUAGCUUUAUUGAUCGCUUAGCCUGUAAACCGAGAUAACAUUUCAUUUUAAAGCAGAGAAAAUAAAAUGAUGCUCAUUACCACUGAUCACUUAUUAUGAAGUACAAAUAAUGUGGGAGAAAACCUGAGAGGGGCAUUUUUACAUUAUAUGCUUUAAUAGCGUGCCUCUCGUUUGCCGGAAGAGUUACUAUUAUACCAAAUGUUCACAGGUA